Cheilinus undulatus (humphead wrasse) is the source of this 2727-nucleotide messenger RNA. It is a transcript of the gene rcc1l, whose product is annotated as RCC1 like. The record is from RefSeq and is a predicted model, not a curated record. Lineage: Eukaryota; Metazoa; Chordata; Actinopteri; Labriformes; Labridae. The coding region runs from base 170 to 1525 and encodes 451 amino acids. The transcript has 12 exons.
UCGUUUUUUUUUUUCCCUUCCUGAGUUGAAGGUAAACAAACAUGCAGUAAUGUCAUUGAAACAUGCUUUGGUCACUUUAGCUGCUUCACUUUAAUAUCUUAACGGCACUUAAUAGUUCUUCAGCCCAUGAAAUACAGUAGAAAGUCCGGAUUUGAAAGAGACGCAAAGAAUGGCCCUUCCAUGUGUGCGACUGUGGACUCGCCACAUUAACCUAGGGCUUCAAGUCUGCGGUUAUGCCACCCUCAGUAAAGCGCCCAGACCUCAGGAGAAGGACAGCGGCGGUCCAGUCUUUCAGUAUGUCGGCCAGCACAAAAAACCUAACCACAAAGUGUUUGUCUGGGGCUUCAGCUUCACUGGUGCUCUGGGUAUCCCGAGCUUUGUGGUGCCGGACAGCGGCAGGAAGAAACCCAGAAGAUACCAGCUAACUCCUUACAGGCUGGAGACUGCAGAACAGAUCUCCUCUGCUGCUUGCGGUUAUGGCUUCACUCUCAUCUCCUCCUCGACAAAAGAUGUAAUCAAGCUGUGGGGCAUGGGCCUGAACAAGGACUCUCAGCUAGGCUUCCAACGCACACAACACAGCCGCCAUCAGAGCUAUGACUAUGUACUGGAGCCGUCCCCCGUGGCUCUUCCUCUUGUCGAGCCUCAGCAGACCAGAGUGGUUCAGGUCUCAUGUGGCCGCGCUCACUCUCUGGUUCUCACAGACAGAGAGGGAGUGUUCAGUAUGGGGAACAACGCGUACGGACAGUGUGGGAGGAGGAUAGUGGAAGAUGAAGUCUACAGCGGCAGCCACGUCAUACACAAGAUCGAUGGCUUCAGCAGCAGAGUCGUCCAGGUAGUGUGUGGACAGGACCACAGCCUCUUCCUCACUGACACAGGAAAGGUCUUCUCAUGUGGAUGGGGUGCAGAUGGGCAGACGGGUUUGGGACACCAAAAUGUUAGCUCCAACCCAGUGGAGGUGGGCGGAGAUCUGGCUGGGGUGGAAGUGCAGCAGAUCAGCACGUAUGGAGACUGCAGCCUCGCCGUGUCCAGAGAUGGAGAGCUGUUUGGAUGGGGAAACACUGAAUACCUACAGCUGGCAUCUGUCACAGAGACCACACAGAUCAACUCUCCUCGUCAUCUUCCUCUGAAAGGCUGUGGGAAGGUGGUUCAGGCGGCAUGUGGAGGGACACAGGUGGCCAUCCUUAACGACAGAGGAGAGGUGUUUGUUUGGGGUUAUGGUAUUCUUGGAAAAGGCCCCAAACUCUCAGAGUCUUCGACCCCAGAGAUGAUUCCCCCCACACUGUUUGGAUGCUCAGAGUUUAACCCCUCAGUCUCCGUCACCAGGGUCAGGUGUGGGCUCAACCACUUCGCUGCAGUGACAGAUCGAGGCGAGCUCUUCGUUUGGGGGAAGAAUGUGAGAGGAUGUUUGGGCAUUGGGAAGAGAGAUGACCAGUACUUCCCGUGGAGAGUGACUGUUCCGGGUCAGGUGGUGGAUGUAGCGUGUGGCGUCGACCACAUGGUGGCGCUGGUGAAGUCCCUCCUCUGAGCUCCUGUCUUCUCCAUCACUGGCCGAAAGGCUGGAUGUUUGGCUGACCCCCCACAGCCCCUCAGAGAUCAGAUCGGGGGCCACGCCGGAGUCUCAAAGCCAGCUGCUCUCUGCAGGCGACGGACCCUUGUGUCUAUCCGUCCUGCAGUGAUGUCAAACGAAGCAGAGACGUUGAUUCUGCAGCACACGGGUACCAAACAGCUCACUUUAUCUGGCACAAAGUUCAAAGCGUGAAGACAGCAAAGGAUGGUUUGGGUUUGUUGCAAGCUGAGCUGUUAAAAUUGAUGAAGCCAUUUUUUAUAAAGCAAAAAUGUGACAAAUUGCAAACUUAUUCAGCUGGUUGGGGACCUUCUGUUGUUUUAAAUAUCUUUGAGAUUUUUGGACAAAAAAUGAAAAUCUAUGACACCAGCUUUGAGAAAACAGCUUCUUUUGUCUGUCCCUAGCAGAAAAAAAGCUGAUACAUAGUAAUAAGUGUGCGGAAAUUUAAACCAAAAUAACAAUUUAGCUUUUAUUUUCAUUGAUUUUGCCACCAUUUCUUCUGUUAAAGCCUGUAAAUAUAACUGAACUGGUAGAAAAGAUGGCCAAAACUACCCAAGUUAUAUAAUCUAACAUUUUUCAGGUUGUAAGUUUUAAAUUUCCCUGUUGUCAUGUUUUAUUCACCUCUGACAGAUUUUUUUGUUGCUGCAGAAGAAAAAUGUGUUCAGUGAAAGUGAUCCACUGCGGUAUAAACAGACCCCUCGCCGUUCAGAUUAUUUCAAACAGUAUGUUAUUUUACAGGCCUGUGAAAUGUUUGUGAAACAUCUGAAGAGCCGGCUGCAGCAUAAACAGUCCAAAACAAAAUGAUUAUCUUGCUGCCAACUGCAGAUAGAGGUGAAGACAACUCUGCCCGAGAGAAAACAGGUUCUGAGGAAUACCUUUUACAACCUGCACUCAUGUCUCACCUCGCUCUGUUCAUGUUGUUUUUGUGUGUAAAACAUCAGACGGCUUCAGAUAGCUACAAAGGUGGCUUCCUGGCAGCUGGGGAGGACACUGAUAGAGACUUUUGGAAGAUAAAAAAAUAACGGGGGGAUGCUUUUAGGACUUACAGACAGGAGGGAACAGAACAUGACCCCAUUUGUUUCAUCAUGCCAUUAAGGAUACACAAUGCACUGCAGAAAAGUCACAAAUGUUACACUUAUGCAAAUAAAAAUAUUUUAGUGUUA